Molecule: messenger RNA, 2013 nt
Organism: Cladocopium goreaui
Lineage: Eukaryota; Dinophyceae; Suessiales; Symbiodiniaceae
Source: the annotation of a GenBank genome assembly
AUGCCUUUGGGCCAAGAUGUCGUUGAAAAGGUGAAAGCCUACAUCAAGCAGGCUGAGGACGGUGGGCAUGUAGCCGCUAUCUCCAAUUUGUUCACUUACCUGAAGUCCCGCAAUUUGAUGUACACCCAGAGAGUGAUCCCUUCUUUGGUGCACAUUCACCCUGACAAUCGGGAUGGACUAGGUUGCUAUCCCACAGAGGUCCAUGGACUAUUGACUGACAUUGGCAGUAGUGGUUGGUCAUGGUCCGAAGUGAAGGCUAUAGCAACUGAAGUCCCGCAUGGUGACACUAAAGUACAAGAGUUCAACCAGAAAUUGAUCCAGUCUUCACACGGCAUGCUUCCAGAGGUGCAACCAGGGACUGUGAAAUUUGCAAGCCUCAGCGCCACCCACACCAACUUGGUGUUGCGCUUGUUUGCAGCUGAAUGCAAACACAGUGAUGAAAGAUUCUGCACCUCUGGGCAUUUGAGCAUGGAAAAACUCCAGCGCCAUGACUGCAACUUCCAUGAUGCAGUGACGCAUGGACUUUCAUGGGACAUUUUGUCAUCAGAGAUUUUGGGUUCAUUUCCAGAGCUAGCUUCCCUUAUCCAGCUCACGGCCAACACAUCCGGGCAAUUGCAAAGAAAAGAGACAGAACUCCAGCUAGCCAAGAGGGCUUAUGCAUGCUGGGAGAAAAAAUCCAAGCAGAACCCCCAGGUGAAGUUUGAAGACGUGAAAGCCGAUCUACUUAGGAGCAAGCCGGCAUGCCAGGAAUCACUGGCCAAUCUCUUUCGGUUCGUCAUGCAGUAUGGACAUGCGCCACCAUUUCUUCGAACCCGGCAUGCGUGCAUUCAGUAUGCACUGCAUGGGGGGCACAUUUCCCCCGGUGAGAUCAAGAAACUUUUCAAUUCCCAGCAGGAUCGGAUCAAAAUGACUGAAACAAUCAUGAAUAAAUUGAGAGAUUACACCAAUGCAAAUCCCAUUGGCAGCGAGAAUUGGGAGCAUGUGCAUCAGUUUGACCGUGAUGCCAUCAAACUUCUUCUCCAACAGAACCCCAGUGAGUCUGUGGAGAGCCGGGCAUGCAUGCUGGUUGACCAGAUCCAUGAGAGAUCGGGAGUGAAGCUUACGGAUGAAUUUGAUUCUUACCGUUUGCAGUCGGCCGAUACGGCCCCAUCAUCCUCCAGCAAGGGUUCUUCGUCGCAAGGGGAUGGCAUGGUGAUGCGCCAAUAUGAUGACAGUGGAACUUUGGUGAACAUGCAAGAACUCCUGAAAGAACACGGCUUCGAAGUCGAUUGUCACGUGUCACGGAAGGAUGGAAUUCUAGCCAAAAUCAAAGCUUUUGAGGAUGGCACCUCCAAGGUUCUCCUGUCUGUGAAUGAUGCCAAAGGUGGAUCCAAGGUUGUGAAGGUGGACGCUUCCAGCUUCUUGAAAGGCCAGUGGACGAAGUACCAGCCCAAGGCCUUGCCACAGUACUUGGAGAACUGGUGGAAGCCAAGUUGUGUGGAGCACAAAGACUCCAUAGUCUCCUACGUGAAGGGGAAGGUGGCAGUGGAGUUGAGGGCAGUUACCAUGAACAGUGGUAGCUGUAGCUGCGCUCCACAUGGGCUUCUGAUUCGAAGCAAACCAGGCAAAGGUGUCGUUUGUGCCCUGAAGAUUGGCAAGGGACAGCUGAAAUUGUUUCCCUUCACCAACCGGGUUGACACCGGUAAGGGAGGCGAUGGGUCAGUUCUGGUGACAAAGGUGGGUGACAUGGAGUUCCACCUGCGCCAGAGCACUGGCAUCACUGUGCCAUUCUGGCACGUGGCUUCGGUUGCCGAUGCAGCCAUGGCCAACAUGGAGAUUGUCAACAUGCCUGCCAAGAAGCAUGAUGGGUUGCUGGAGAGCAUCAAGAUUCCCUAUAUGCGGAACAUUGCACCUUUGGAACCCGACACCGAGCUGUUCAUCUACAAGCCUCCCAGCAAGGCGCGUGUCAACCCUGACUCCUUGGACCAGCUGAUGCCGGCCAAACGACUUCGUGCCAAGGAGAAUCUUUGCUAG